ACCUCGACUUGGCCACACUAUUAACUGGUACCUUCCUCUGCGUUACCGCGCCAUUCCAAGAGCUCAAUAAUAUUAAGCAAAAAUUGUUUACUUUCGGGCACCCAAUAAAAGAAUCCAGAAAAAUGAGGACCGGAGCAGCAAUCAGCUGUUUUCUUUUGAUAUUCAACAGAGUGUGCUGCCAAAGUGGCAGCGAGGAGUACUGGGUUGAUCCGUAUCCCCAAUGGGCUGGUUUGGGUGAUGAUAUAAAUAAUCAGCCGCAUACAUCCUGCGAGUGUCCGGCGGCUUCAGAACGGUCUUUGGAAGCUGUGAAUGACGCCAUGGCCCUUACGUACUUUAAAAAGUUCGUCAAUUUGCUGUUCCAUCGAAAUCGUUUGCAGUACGACGCGAAAUUGGCGCUCCAUAGGCGAUCAUUGCUUUUCUCGAUACUGCCAACGCAAUUGGAAGAACUGGAGAAGGUACAGGAUGCCCGGGAUCUAGACAUUUUGGUAACAAAGAUAUUGGAAAGUGCGAAGGAAACUUCAACUUCUGGCCAGUCCAGGUGGACCUUUCCCGGUCUAAGUGUAUUUUCCUUAUUCAAGGAAUCUGUAGCGCUGAUGAAGACGACCGAUGUGCAAUUCAUCCUGUUUGUGACACUAGCCGCCAUACUUGGCUCCAUUGUGUAUAGACGUUAUAAUGUACGAUUAAUUACGAUUUUUCUAUCAGGUACUUUUCUGUUUGGAUAUUUUCACACCUAUAUGGAGUGUAACAGAGAAGCAGAUGUUGAAGCUAUGAUAGAGAUCAUAAAACAUCAACAGAAUCCAGGUAGUUCGGCCGAAAUGCCCUGGUAUUCUAGACUGGCGAGCAUUCUUUCUCCUUCAUCGCCACAAGACAAGCAAAUAGAGAUGUUAAGGAAGUCCUCGAAGGUCAGCCUUUCAAUCUGCAGACCAGAUAAAGUGUUAUUUAUGUAUAUGAAUGACAUAUUUAUCACACAGUUAGAAAUAUUGAUUGAAAAGUUGUGGGCAGUUAUAAGGAAGAUGAACUCUCGAGAGUCAUUUCCUUAUAACCUUAUAGCACCUAUAAUUUUGGUGGCUUUGGUGGCGUACAUUAUAAAACUUACGUUUAAAUACAUCAUCAGCCCCAGAGCUUGGGCCUCCUUACUCCACAACAAUUCAGCACCGAUCGCCGCACCAAUGGCCCAGCAAUCAAUUGGUUCACGAGACUCCGGUGAAGACUGCUUAUCCGGCGAUAACUUAAAGAUGCUGUUAAAUGUAAUGAGCUCGACAAGUAUUCCACAAAAGACUCAGGCCGUAGCCGCUGUUUCGGGUGUCCAGGAGCUGGUAGAAGCUCUGGAAGCUCCUACCACACCAGAGAAAAAGAAUAUAGAUGAGAGCGAUUCUAGCAGCGGGAGCAAGUUUAACCUUUCUGAAAAUGAUGAGUUCAGCAGCGGAAACAAAUCCAACCUUUCUGAGAAUGAUGGAUUCACGCUGGUCGACGAUCAUGAAGAUGAUAACAUCGAUAAUUUGUAGCGUUUGGCUUUAAGCUUAAUUUGUAAUUUAAGUGUAAUGUCCGUGAUUUUUACCCAGUUAAUUAGAGUCCGUAUAUUUUCCGGCAAAUAAUUCAAUUAUUAUUUUGGUUGAUUUGUCAUAGUUAAAUUUUUAUUUAAAUUAUUUUGCAUGUUCUUAUUUUUAUUUGCACGAUAAGUGUUAUUAAGAUAAAUCUUCAACAAUAAGAUCUUUUAAGUAGGCCACCAAACUGUUAAUAUUUUGCAUGUUUAUUAUUACAUUGCCGGCCCUUCAAAAAAUCGGAUAUAAUUUUUAUGUAACUUUUGUUGAUCCUUUAUAUUUACAACUUGGCGCUCAGGCGAUUAUUUUUUAUAUUAUUAGCAGUGGGCGCUCUUUGUGAGUUGCAUAUUAAUUGAAUGUAAGCGAUAAUUAAAUAUUCGGUUUUUAAAUCUUGUAAAAUCUAAUUCAAUAUGUAUACAACUAAUAUAUUUAUAUAUCUAUGUAUAUAGAUCUAUAUGGUGUGUAUAUAUUUUUGUAAGAAAAAUUAGAAAAGAAUUUCGGUGUAAAUAUAUUUAUUCGUUGUAUUUUAAAUCAUG
Drosophila eugracilis is the source of this 2077-nucleotide messenger RNA. RefSeq lists its product as uncharacterized. The coding region runs from base 123 to 1505 and encodes 460 amino acids. The transcript is spliced from 6 exons. NCBI's taxonomy places the organism in Eukaryota, Metazoa, Arthropoda, Insecta, Diptera, Drosophilidae. The record is from RefSeq and is a predicted model, not a curated record.